Molecule: messenger RNA, 1709 nt
Organism: Marchantia polymorpha subsp. ruderalis
Lineage: Eukaryota; Viridiplantae; Streptophyta; Marchantiopsida; Marchantiales; Marchantiaceae
Source: the annotation of a GenBank genome assembly
AACAGUUCCAAAAUGAACACGCUGAUUUUUAUAUGCUACCAGGUCCCACUAGAUAACUUCGACUCCAGACUUCUCUCUGGGGUAUUACAUGCAAUCAGUCAUGGUGUGAUUGCUCCAGAACGGAUGGAAGGACUAUAAAUGUAGCACUUCCCUCAAGGCAAUCAUCAAAGGCUCAUUCCUUGGGCCACUGUCUUGUCUCUUACGUGGAGCCUUUGGUUUCAGCUGGUGCAAGCAGGUCCAUUGAAAGCAGAAAAACAUGGGAUCACCCGAUGUUAGCUUGUUGCUGCUCGUCAGCUUGGUGUGCUCUGCAGCAUUGUCUGCUGCAGAGAGUACAUAUGGUACUUACGGUACCUAUGGUGCCUAUGCCCGGGGGUUGUCGGAGAGCUUCUACGAUAAGUCCUGUCCUCAAGCCGCUUCGAUCGUAGAUAGUUUCGUAACAAGAUAUCUCAAUCAAGACAGGAACUUCUCUGGUGCCUUCAUCCGGUUGCAGUUCCAUGAUUGUUGGGUUCGGGGUUGUGACGGAUCGGUUCUUCUGAACUCCACUGCAACCAACCAAGCCGAGAGGGAGGCUCAUGUCAACUUCGGGCUCAGAGGCGUUGCCGAGGUGGAUGAAAUCAAGGCUGCUGUAGAACAUGCGUGCCCUGGUGUCGUGUCAUGCGCAGAUAUCCUCAUCAUGGCAGCUCGUGACGCCACAGUCAAAGUGGGAGGUCCAACCUGGCCAGUGGCUUUGGGUCGCAGAGAUGGUGGUCAGUCAACAGACGUGAUGGCUGACAGCAACUUACCAUUCCCAGUUUUGAACUUCAGCGGGCUUGUUGCUAACUUUGCCGCUAAAGGCUUCAACGCCAGAGAAAUGAUAACUCUCUCAGGUGCACACACAGUUGGUCAGACUCAUUGCAAUGGGAUCCUCCCACAUAUUUACAACUUCACAGGAAAGGAUGAUUUCACAGACACAGACCCUGCCAUGGACAAAAGGUUUGCUGUGCUCCUUAAGAAGGUUUGUCCCCUAGGGAACAGGACCAACACCAUCCCUAUCGACGCUACUGCGCAUCUGUUCGACCGCGUGUACUACGAAGGUUUGCUCCGUGGCAGAGGAGUGUUUAUCACCGACUCGGCUCUUCUCACUAACUCUGCCAGCAAGAAGGUUGUUCGCUCAUUCUCCAAGCGCAGGUCGAGCUUUUUCGAGGAGUUUGCUGCUGCAAUGGUGAAGAUGGGGAAUAUUGGGGUGCUGACGGGUACUCAAGGCGAAAUCCGCAAGACUUGCCAGUUCGUAAACUAGGAAAGAUUCAUUCCAACUGCCUUCUCUUGGCCCGUAUUCUGCUCGCGUCAGAGAAGAUUCUUAUGUUUAGAUCAGAAUAAGCUCCAGAUGUAUGAAUCGCCAGGGUGAAUUGAACACCAUCCAGUGGAUGCUGCGCUAUCCUUGCCAUCAGCCAGUGGGUAUCUUGAAUUUCAAGGUCGGAUUUUAUUGUUUAAGGACAUCGAGGCCAGAAGUUAGAAGACAUAGCCUCAACUUAUUAGGAAGCUCCAAUUGGAUCUUCUCUCAGAUUAAAGCAGAUUUAGAGAAAUAAAGCAUCGUGACUGAUCGUUGACAGACGCGAUCGGACUUUGAACAGUUCUUUCUUGAUUCCAUGCUUCAGUUUAAGUUGUUCUUCUUUCCUUUGUUUUUGCUUUUGGAGAUGUACAUCCCAAAGACAGGACUCAAAUAAUUUUCA